Labeo rohita (rohu) is the source of this 2952-nucleotide messenger RNA. RefSeq names its product GULP PTB domain containing engulfment adaptor 1b (gene gulp1b). The transcript has 12 exons. The coding region runs from base 48 to 1250 and encodes 400 amino acids. The record is from RefSeq and is a predicted model, not a curated record. NCBI's taxonomy places the organism in Eukaryota, Metazoa, Chordata, Actinopteri, Cypriniformes, Cyprinidae.
GCGGAGGGAAAGGCACACGCGCGCGCUUUUCCAGCCCCUCGCUGCAGAUGCGACUGGACGGGCUCAGGUUUGCAGGGAAUAACUACAAAAUCAACAUUCGUUGUGGUUUCUCAUUGGAGUCCGUCCUCACAUUACAAGCACUUCUCAAACUCUGCAGAAUGAACAGGGCAUUUAACAGGAGAAAGGAUAAACCCAGCAUGCACACACCUGAAGCCUUGGUGAGAAGUCAUGUUGUGUAUAACGCAAAGUUCUUGGGAAUCACAGAAGUGGAGCAGCCCAAAGGGACAGACAUGGUUCGUGUGGCCGUCAGGAAGCUGAAGUUUCAAAGGCACAUCAAGAAGUCAGAGGGGCAGAAAACUCCUAAAGUAGAGCUUCAGAUCUCUAUAUAUGGUGUGAAGAUACUGGAUCCUAAAACCAAGGAGAUGCAGCAUAACUGCCAACUUCACAGAAUGUCCUUCUGUGCAGACGACAAAACAGAUAAAAGAAUCUUCACCUUUAUCUGCACAGAACCCGAAACGAAGAAACACCUGUGUUACGUGUUUGACAGUGAAAAAUGUGCGGAGGAGAUCACUCUCGCUAUUGGACAAGCCUUUGAUCUCGCCUACAAAAAGUUCCUAGAGUCUGGUGGGAAAGAUGUAGAGACGAGAAAACAGAUUGGAAACCUUCAGAAACGAAUCCAGGAUUUGGAGAUGGAGAACUCAAAACUGAAGAAGAAGCUUAAGGAGCUGGAGGAUCAGCUGAUGGAUUCUCGCUGCUCGCCAAAGCCGUCUGCCUUGUCCUGGUGUGGUGAUGAUGUCACAUCACUGUCCAGCCUAGAGAUCUCCUCUGUCACUCUAACGCCUGUCAGCUCACCCGAUUCCAGCCAAUCAGCAAGCUUGCUCACCCCGCCUCCUGCUAAGCCCACCCACUCACAGCCCACAAGUGGUUACAUCGUGCCACGACCUCGUGCUGGAAGCAUACAAGCUAGAGCACCCUCUACUGACAUAUUCGAUAUGGUUCCAUUCACCCCCGAAUCUCCAAUAACAAGACGAUUGAACUGCAACGGCAUCUCAUCUCCGCACCUGCCUCCAAAAAAAGACAGAGAUAUCGAUCUGUUUGGAGCAGAACCAUUUGAUCCGUUCAUUUGUGGACCUGCUGUCUUCACCCCAGACAUCCAGUCCAAACUGGAAGAGAUGCAGGAGGGGUUCCAAAUGGGACUGACUCUAGAGGGGACGGUGUUUUCACUGGACCAGGUGGACAGCCGAUGCUGAUUUUGGAAAGACAUUUUUGUAUAUGCUGUGAUUAUUGACCACAAAACCCUCAAAAAUCACAUAUUUAAAUAUUUGAUUUUGAAUCGAGUUUGAAAGAAGUUUAGCAGGAGCCUCAAAAAAAGGUCUGUAAAGGUCAUUUCUAUUUUUAUAUGAUCAAAUCAGCAUUUCAGAUUGUACAUACAUAUGAUUUGUGUAUUUUAACUUCUUAAUCUUGUAACAGAAACUGUGAGAGAAACACAAAAUGUGCUCUAGCACUUUCUAGAAAUUUUCUAGAGUUUUGACCAAAUUUAGACUGUUUAAAUUCAUUGAUGGCCAGAAGUUGUGUUUAAAAUCUUUUAUACCAAAUUAUAAAAUAUAUAUAUAUAUAUAGGCCAUUCUACAGAAUUGGUGCAAACUGCUGUCCCACAACCAAAACAUCAGGAAAUAUUUCUCUGUCCCUCUCUCUCAUAGCUACAAGGUGUGAGUAGAUAGGUCUUAUCAUUUACUACCAAACACCUUUUUUUCUAUAAUUUAGCUGACUUUUUUUUGGAGUUUUUCCAUAAUGUUUAGUUUUUAUUUGUGUACAACUGUUCAGAACUGUGCUAGCUAACCAUGUGCUGAUUAGCAUCUUUGAGCUAGGUUCAAAAGUAUAUAAAAUUCCCCAAAAAACAAAGAAGUCACUACCGAAACUCAAACUCCAACACCAAAUGUUUCGGUAGUGACAUCUUUGUUUUUUUGCGUAUUAUCCCAUAAAAUUGUCACUAAUGAAACAGACACUACCAAAACAUGUUAUCAUUCUUUCGGUAGUGACAAAAGGGAACACAUAAUCCUCAUAUUUGGGGGAAAUAAACCAAAUUUUAGGACAGUUAUGCAAUCUUUUUGAAUUUUGGUAUGUUUUAGUAGUGUUUUAGUAUGUGGGUUAAAAUUCUUCACUACUGCAAAUGUGCUGUCAUGACCGAAACAUGGGAUGCUUUGUCAAAAAUGAAGUAUAUUGAAUUAUCAGCUAAGAUGUUAUGAUAGUUUUUGGUUCAAUGUAGAUUCAAACUAAUGAAUCCUUAACUUUGAAAUCAGUAUGAUCAACUUUUUGACUUUUACAAAGACAAAUUGGAUUCAAAAUACAACAAAUCUCAUAAAUAACACUUAAAGUAUUAUAAAUGUAAUUGUUAUGGAUUUACCUCUGAAAAUAUUUUAAUAAAAAUAGCAAAUAUAUAUAACAAUAUAUUAUAUAUUUACAAUCUAGAUGUAAGCUAAAUCUUAAUAGGUUAAUAUAACCCUUAUAAUUAAAUUAUUACUGGUUUGGUAAAUUUGAGGUACAAAUUUGAGGAGAGGACAAAUAUUUUAAAACUUUCUGAAAAUACAGUAUGAGAAUUAACUGCACACUGUUACUAGAAAUGUGUACUUUUUUUGGAAAAAGACUUUUUUUUUCAGGACAUUUCCAACUCUCACUUUGGACCAAUUCUGUAGAAUGGCCCAUAUAAUGUGGUUCCAGAGGCAGUUGCUCAUCUGCAACCAUAAACUCUAAUAUCUAAACUAUUUUUUCAGGGUUAUAGAUUUAUCAGCCUUGAAAUAAAAUCAAAAACUAGUGGGUCUUUAAUAUGUUCUCCAAGAUCAUUGCUGAGGUUUGUAUUUCCAGAUCCUUUUUACUUUCAUUGAUGGCUGUUUUAAUAUUUGUUAAAUGCGUCUCACUUGCUCUUUGGUGGUGAAUAAAUGAAAACUGACAGCA